Molecule: messenger RNA, 432 nt
Organism: Paramecium pentaurelia
Lineage: Eukaryota; Ciliophora; Oligohymenophorea; Peniculida; Parameciidae
Source: the annotation of a GenBank genome assembly
AUGUUCUAUCAUAAUAGUCGGGCUCAAUUAUAUACGGUGCUAUUUUCAAUAUGGGAGAUAAGGGUUCUUGUUUCAAAGAUGUGUAUACUAUAACGAAUAAUGGGGUAAGUUACACCUAUUGCAAUAAUUUUGGCUAAUCAAUUAUGCUAAUACUAACAUAAAAAUAUUAACUUAAAACAUGAAAAAUUUUGCUUUGGGAAUAUGACUAUCUUAAAAACCAUUUAUUCAGGUAUUACAAUUUUAGUAUUUAUGCUAUUUUAAAUGAAGAAAAAAAUAAAAUUUACGAAAGUGAAUAAGCAAGUAGCAUAAUAACAGCUCAAUUUCCAAAUUAAUUUGUUUAAGAAUUUUAGUUAUUAAAUGUAGGAGGUAAUAGAGAUAAUUGUAAAAGAGGAAUUAUACCAAUAAUUAUGGUUUACACAUAAUUAAAGCUGA